Colius striatus (speckled mousebird) is the source of this 1194-nucleotide messenger RNA. It is a transcript of the gene PDCD2L, whose product is annotated as programmed cell death 2 like. The record is from RefSeq and is a predicted model, not a curated record. The coding region runs from base 23 to 1168 and encodes 381 amino acids. Lineage: Eukaryota; Metazoa; Chordata; Aves; Coliiformes; Coliidae. Gene Ontology annotation, cellular component: cytoplasm. The transcript is spliced from 7 exons.
GCCGUAGCGGCGCGGCGCUGCCAUGGCGGUGAGGCCGCCCGUGCUGCUGGGUCUGCGCGAUGCCGCCAUGGCGGGGCCGUGCCGAGGAGGCGGGCAGGCCCCCGCCUGGGCCACCAACAAGCUGGGCGGCUCCCCGGACUGGGUGCCGGCCGUGCGGGCGGGCGCGCCGCGCUGCGGGCUGUGCGGGCGGGCGCUGGCGCACCUGGCGCAGCUGUACUGCCCGCUGGAGGGCGCCCCCUGCCACCGCGUGGCCAACGUCUUCGCGUGCGCCGGCCGGGGCUGCUGGGGAGCGCCGCGCAGCUGGAAGGUGCUGCGCUCACACUACUCGCCCACGCAGCCAGCGGCCACGGCACGUGACAGCGUCGGCCAGAAACAAGAAUUGAACUUGGCUGCAAAGGAUUGGUGUGAGGAAGCAGAUGACUGGGGAGUUGUUGAUGAAGCAGAAUCUCCUAUAUGUGCCUCCCUUCAGCUGCUUGGUUUAAAUGAAGCAGUGAGCAGUUCCUUGUCCAAAGAGGUGGAGUGUGCAUCCCAGUUCCAACAGCUUUGCUUAUCUGAAGCUACAGAUGGGUCAGGUUCCCUGAGGGAACAUCCUUCAGAGAGUGAGGGAAUGGUAACAGCGAUGUCUGGUUCAGCUCCUGUGUUCCAACCCUUUUACAUCUGUGUUGUGGAUGAGGAAGACUACAGUGGUUUCCUUGAUACAGAUCAUGCAGAUAAGCUAUUGAAGGAGUAUCAGCAGAGAGAGGGUGUUGAUUUGGAACAGUUGAUGUCAGAAAGUUUUGCAGGUGAAGACGGUAAUGAAAAGUAUGAGAAGAGUGAGGUCAAAGGCAGGGACCACACGUUCCAUAAAUUUAUGAAAAGAAUAUCUGUGUGUCAGGAACAGAUUCUAAGAUACUCUCGGGGUGGCCAGCCUUUAUUCAUAACGUGUCCUCCAGCCAACAUUGACAAAGGCAUUCCAGCCUGCAGUAACUGUGGAAGCAACAGAGUAUUUGAAUUUCAGCUCAUGCCAGCGCUGGUCAGCAUGCUCCAGAGUGAUUCAGAUCUGUCAGUGGAGUUUGGAACUGCUAUAGUUUACACAUGUGAGAGAAGCUGUUGGCCAGCAAAUAACAAAACCCCUCUUGAAGAAUUUGUUUUUGUACAAGAAGACCCAGAUCAGAGGUUAUUUAAAUAAAUUGAUGUUUCUCCUCAUAAAUGAAA